AUGGAGAUAGUGUCGACUGACCCGCAAGAAGUAAAUUAAUUUAAAUUCACAUCAAUUUUUAAGGGAUUUGAAACUCGAGGCACUGAAAUGGCAGCUGAACGAGCACUUCUUCACCUCCUGGAACAGAACACAAAGAAUAGAAUAACCAGAAAGAUGAAUUCAAAAGCUCGAGACAAACGUGACUUUAUAAUUUUAGGGAAAAACGAUUCAGAUGAGCUUCAGCAGCAGCGUUUUGACCACCAUGAAACCUCAGAAGGCCUACAUUUAGCUAUCAAAAGCAAUAUUGGCAAGCUACAGUACCAAAGUUCAACUUUACAGUCCAAAGAUUUAAUGCCAAGACAAAAAAGAAUUUCUGAAGAGUCUUCAGGAACUAUGGAUUAUAAUGACUACGGUAACCAACCAUUGGGCAUCAAUGACAUAUCAAGUGGUUGUGAACAAUAUUAUGCUCUGGGAAGAUACUACCCUUUUAAUAUUAUUGAUCUGAUGUCUAAAGUAAUCUUCGAAAUACCUAGUUUUGACACGGUAAGCGUUUGUACUACAUUCUUAUAAAGGUGACAGCUAUUUACAGUAG
This is a messenger RNA of Bursaphelenchus okinawaensis, 571 nucleotides long. Lineage: Eukaryota; Metazoa; Nematoda; Chromadorea; Rhabditida; Aphelenchoididae. The record is from the annotation of a GenBank genome assembly.